This is a messenger RNA of Impatiens glandulifera, 738 nucleotides long. RefSeq lists its product as uncharacterized. The coding region runs from base 1 to 738 and encodes 245 amino acids. NCBI's taxonomy places the organism in Eukaryota, Viridiplantae, Streptophyta, Magnoliopsida, Ericales, Balsaminaceae. The transcript has a single exon. The record is from RefSeq and is a predicted model, not a curated record.
AUGGAGGAUUCAGACGUGGAAGCGUUGUGGGACGAAUUCCACUACCGGGGAUGUGGAGGGGAGAACGAUGAGAAGGAUAAUGAUGUGGGGGAGAACGAGGAGGAGGAUAUGAAUGAGGAGGAUAAUGAUGUGAGGGUGUCUGAGCCUCCAAAGGCAGCAACAUCAGAACCUAAGAAGGCAACACCUAGGAAGAGGUCAGAACCAAUGAAUUCAACACCUAGGAAUGAUGGCCUACCACCUCUGAAUGUAACACCUCUGAACACAGCACCUCCAGACGUAGAUAGACUGGAUUUUACAGAGAAUUUGGUGUGGAUUACUAAAUGUACAUUGAUGAUUGAAAAACCCACGAGAAGAAUGGAAUCUUUAAGUUCAGGCUGGGAUGCAACGCCAUUGUAUGAUAACACCAUCCACAUCAUGUACAGAACAAUGGACAGGAAUAAACGUUUCAGAGAUGCCAUGCACAAGUACUUCAAGGAUCGAACACCCACUGCAGAAGCUGGGGUACACAAUGAGGGGGGUGACAAAGAGGCCGGUCAAAAUGAGGUCGGUCACACUGAGGGGGGUCAAAAUGAGGCGGGUCUCGAAGAUGUCGGUAAAAAUGAGGCCGGUCACACUGAGGGGGGUCAAAAUGAGGCGGGUCUCGAUGAGGUCGGUCAAAAAGAGGGGGGUCUCGAUGAGGCUGGUCAAAAAGAGGGGGGUCUCAAUGAGGCCGGUCAAAAAGAGGGGGGUCUAGAUUAG